AAUGCUAAAAUAUAUAUUAUAUUGACUUAAUUUUCAUUUUCUUCUGCUCGAUCAUUUAAGUUGUAGUAACUUUGUGGUUGCUCUCCAGAGUUUUGUUUCAGUUUCGGUUGGAGAUAGUCACAAGGAUAUGGACCUUCACAGUUGACUCCUGGCAUGGCUCAGAUAUGAGAAGUAUCAUAUCAACUGGAAAUCAAGUACACUGUCAUUAGUCUUUUGCGUACAGCUCGGAUUGUUGAUCUGAAACUAGAGGGGAGCCAAAGGAGGAUAUGGUUACUCUCAUUCCCGACAGCGUUAGGAAUCUAUGGGAAAGGUGGAAUCUCCGGAGCUUUGUCCUCUUAAGCCUCUCAUUGCAGACCACUUUAAUUCUUUUUGCACCAUUCAGAAAGAGGACACCCAACACAUGGCUAACCUUGGUCAUCUGGUCAGCGUACUUACUUGCUGAUUGGGCUGCUAACUUUGCAGUUGGAUUAAUCUCAAACAGCCAAGGUGACAAUUCAGUUUCCGAUGAGGCCAGUGAUCUUUUGGUAUUUUGGACUCCCUUUCUUUUGUUACACCUUGGUGGUCCAGACACCAUCACUGCUUUUGCUUUGGAAGAUAAUACCCUGUGGCUAAGGCACUUGCUUGGCCUCGUAUUCCAGGUUAUAGCUUCUGUUUAUCUCUUCCUUCAGUCACUACCGAAUAAGCUGUGGCUACCAACAGGGCUUCUCUUUGUUGCUGGAAUCAUUAAGUAUGCAGAGAGAACACGUGCUUUGUAUCUUGCAAGCUUGGAUAACUUCAAGGAAUCCAUGCUUAAGAAGCCUGAUGCUGGACCUAAUUAUGCGAAGCUCAUGGAAGAAUACUCCUCAAAGCUAGAUGCUCAACUUCCAACUCAUAUUGAACUCACAGCAGAGCGCAGCAAAGAAUCCAGGACAAUAACUUAUGUGAUUGAAAAAGGCGAUAUGGAGAAUGACAUUGCAGUGGUACGACAUGCUCAUCACUUCUUCCAAAUCUUCAAGGGUCUUAUUGUAGAUCUCAUUUUUAGCUUUCAUGAACGCUACGAGAGCCGUGUGAUUUUCCAUGAGCGAAACUCAGAAGAAGCUUUCAAAUUAAUCGCUGUCGAGCUCAACUUUAUAUAUGAAGCUCUCUUCACCAAGGUGGUUGUGGUGCAUUCUAAGCUAGGAUACUUCUUCCGGGCUAUAUCCCUUGGUGCAGUUUCUGUAGCUCUUGUUUUCUUCUAUAAAUUAGAGAAAACUGAUUUGCAUAGGUAUGAAUCUGAUGUUAGAAUUACCUAUGUGUUACUUUAUGGUGCCAUUGGCCUGGAUUUAUUAUCUGCUUUCAUGGUUCUAUUCUCCGAUUGGACUGUAGCAGCUCUGAACAAGUAUUGGCAAGACUCUUGCAUAGCCACUGCUAUUCUAGGAAAGUAUCUCCAUCUUAAGAGAUCAUGGUGGUCUACCAAAGCAAAAAAUGGCAGUGAUCAAACUCCAAUUGCAAGAUCAACAAACUGUUUGGAGUGGACUAGAGAAGUUCUGUUCCGGAGAUGGUAUGAAUCUGUGUCUGCAUUCAACUUGAUACAUUAUUCCCUCAAGGAAUGUCCAAAAUUUUCCCCUACAAUUUUGGACUACUUUGGCAUCGUCUACAUUAAAAUCAUUGACUUAUUGGGUGUUAAGGAUCUUCGAGAUAGGAUGAAAUACCGGUCCAGCAAGCCACUAACUAAAGAUUUAUGGGAUUUCAUUUUCAAAGAAGUGAAAAGUAAAUCUCUGCUGGCAGAAGAUCCUGAAACUGCGAAGAAGAUAUGUUCAGCCAGAGGUGAUUGGGUUCUCCAGGAUAGCGAUUGGACUCUCCGAGAUAGCUAUUGGGAUAGUACUGUGGACAAAAACAUGGUGAUCAGUAAGUUAUUAUCUUAUGUUGUUGAUGUUGAUUAUGACCAAAGCAUUCUAUUAUGGCAUAUUGCUACUGAGUUUUGCUAUAACAUGGAUGAUUACAAUGAUGCAAGUGAUGAUAAUGAUAGUGGUAUUGCUGGUGAGGCUAUUGCUGAUAGUGGCAGAAUCAACAAUUUCUUCGCAAAACUUUCAAGACCAUUACAUAUAGGUCUAGAUUUUAUUAAGAAAUUAAAAGGAGCGAUAUGGGGGCUUGGGGAGGCCAUGGCCAAUUUUUGCCAAACUCUAGUUUCGCAUCAAAUUGCUGGGGAUCAUCUACAACAUGAUGAAUGUGCUGGUGCUGCUGAUGAUGAUAGUGAUGAUAGUGUCCAUUAUUUUAAUAAGAGAAAAGAAUACAGUAAGACACUGUCUGAUUACAUGUUAUAUCUCUUAGUUAUGCAGCCUACUAUGAUGUCUUCUGUACCAGGAAUUGGACAAAUAAGAUUCCGAGAUACGUGUGAAGAAGCCAAAAAGUUCUUCAGCAGAAGGGAAUUGAGAUCUGGAAUGGAAGAGGCUUGUAAAAGAAUCCUUGAUGUAAACACUGAUGUCAAACCUGUUGAUGUCAAAGGGGAUAGAAGUAAAUCUGUUUUGUUUGAUGCAUGCAUUUUGGCCAAAGAGCUGCAGAAAUUGGAGGAAAAUAAAUGGGAUUUAAUAAGUGAAGUGUGGGUGGAAUUGUUGUCAUUUGCUGCUGGGCAUUGCAGAGCAAAUGACCAUGCUCAGUUGCUGUGUAAAGGUGGAGAGCUUGUCACUUUUGUUUGGUUAUUGAUGGCUCAUUUUGGCAUAGGGGAGCAGUUCCAAAUAAAUGAGGGCCAUGCUAGAGCAAAACUUCUUGUGGGAAAGUAAAUGUAUCUAUGUUUUGAAUAAUGUAGUAAGUGUAGUCUUAUCAUUAAGUGAAUUGGGGAUAUUAGCGAUCUGCUUGAAAACCCAGACUUGUUGCGUACAAAGUUUUUUUCUUUGAUGAUGCAUAGACAUUCUGUUGUUGAGUACUUAUAUAUCCU
Messenger RNA from Rosa rugosa (rugosa rose), 2893 nucleotides. RefSeq lists its product as uncharacterized. The coding region runs from base 267 to 2738 and encodes 823 amino acids. The transcript is spliced from 2 exons. The record is from RefSeq and is a predicted model, not a curated record. NCBI's taxonomy places the organism in Eukaryota, Viridiplantae, Streptophyta, Magnoliopsida, Rosales, Rosaceae.